AUGGUGGAUAAUCAAAAUACUCCAUAUCUUAUUGAAUCAGAAUCUCGUCGAAUUGGUGCUUUAAUUACUCCAACCGGUUCAACUUUAACCCCACGUACUUCUGAUCAUCAUGAAAAGGAAGAAGAUGAGCCUUCUCCCAUUGAAUCAUUCACUGAAGAAGUAUCUAACGCAUUUUUGUUAGGAAAUGAGGAUAAUCAAGCUCACAUUGGUUUGACAUCUUCUUCUUCGACAUCAUUAUCCUGUUUGUCUCCUUCUUCUGAAGAGGAGGAUGAUAUCAAAGUUUUAGUUGAUGAAUUACAAUCUAAUCAAGACUCUGAAGAAGAUUCAGACAUUGACGAUAAACGUAAUUCUACUACUAUUGGUACAACAUUUGUUCCUGAAGAACUGCUACAGACAGAUAUUAACACUGGCUUAACGAUGGAUCAGGUAUUUCAAAGAAGAAGAAAAUUUGGAAUUAACCAAAUGACAGAAGAAAAUGAAUCCUCUAUUAUUAAAUUUUUGACCUUCUUUGUGGGACCUAUUCAGUUUGUCAUGGAAGCUGCUGCAAUUUUAGCAGCAGGUCUCUCAGACUGGGUUGAUUUUGGGGUCAUUUGUGGGUUACUCAUGUUGAAUGCAUGCGUUGGUUUUAUACAGGAAUUCCAAGCUGGUUCUAUUGUAGACGAACUGAAAAAGACUUUGGCAAAUAGUGCCAUCGUAUUAAGAGAAGGUGAUCUAAUGGAAAUCCCGGUAAAUGAGAUUGUUCCAGGUGACCUGACUCAAUUAGAGGAUGGUAUAAUCGUUCCUGCUGAUGGACGUUUAGUCACCGAAGAUUGCUAUUUGCAAAUUGAUCAGUCAUCAAUUACAGGUGAAUCAUUAGCUGCGGAUAAACAUUAUGGAGAUCGAGUCUUUUCGUCUUCAACUGUGAAACGAGGUGAAGCGUUUAUGAUUGUUACCGCAAUUGGCGAUAAUACUUUUGUUGGAAGGGCAGCAGCAUUAGUUAAUAGGGCGUCUAUCGGUGAGGGACAUUUUACACAAGUGUUGAAUGGUAUUGGCGUCAUUCUCUUAGUCUUAGUUGUUGUCACAUUAUUAUUGGUAUGGACAGCCUGUCUUUAUAGAACCAAACCUAUCGUUUCAAUAUUAAGAUAUACCCUUGGUAUUACUAUUAUUGGGGUCCCAGUAGGUUUGCCAGCAGUUGUGACGACUACGAUGGCUGUUGGAGCCGCCUAUUUGGCCAAGAAACAAGCCAUAGUUCAAAAAUUAUCAGCUAUUGAGUCUUUAGCAGGAGUUGAAAUUUUAUGUUCUGACAAGACAGGUACUUUAACUAAAAAUAAAUUAACGUUACAGCACCCAUAUACAGUGAAUAAUGUUUCAUCCGAUGAUUUGAUGUUAACUGCAUGUCUAGCAUCCUCAAGGAAAAGGAAAGGUUUGGAUGCUAUAGAUAGAGCAUUUUUAAAGGCGUUAGUUCGAUAUCCAACAGUUAAAAAUUUGCUAAUUAAAUACAAAAUUCUAGAGUUCCAUCCAUUUGAUCCUGUUUCAAAGAAGGUAACAGCAAUGGUUGAAUCCCCCUCGGGUGAGAAAAUAUUAUGUAUGAAAGGAGCUCCAUUAUUUGUUCUAAAGGCAGUCGAGGAUGAUAUUGAAGUUCCAGAGACGACAAUAGAAGAGUACCAAAGUAAAGUGGCUGAAUUGGCAGCAAGAGGGUUUCGGUCUUUGGGUGUUGCUAGAAAGAAAGAAAACCAACAUUGGGAAAUACUAGGCGUCAUGCCAUGCAUGGACCCACCUAGAAAUGAUACAAGUAGCACAAUUGCAGAGGCUAAACAAUUAGGUUUGCGAGUCAAGAUGUUAACAGGUGAUGCAGUUGGAAUUGCGAAAGAAACAUGCAGACGAUUAGGUCUGGGAGAUAACAUAUAUAAUGCCGAAAAACUAGGACUUGGUGAUGGUGAGGUAAGUAUGCCUGGUUCUCAACUAGCAGAUUUCGUUGAGAAUGCAGAUGGUUUUGCUGAGGUAUUCCCACAACAUAAAUAUAAAGUCGUUAGUAUUUUGCAAAACAGAGGUUAUUUGGUGGCGAUGACCGGUGAUGGUGUAAAUGAUGCACCAUCUUUGAAAAAAGCAGACACUGGUAUUGCGGUAGAAGGUGCCACUGAUGCUGCUAGAUCAGCUGCUGAUAUUGUUUUUUUGGCUCCUGGUCUAUCUGCGAUAAUCGAUGCUUUGAAAACGUCUAGACAAAUAUUUCACAGAAUGUAUGCAUAUAUUGUGUACCGUAUCGCACUUUCUAUCCAUUUGGAGAUUUUUUUUGGUUUAUGGAUUGCAAUACUUGAUAAUUCUCUUAGCAUUGAACUUAUAGUAUUUAUAGCCAUAUUUGCCGAUGUAGCAACAUUAGCAGUUGCUUAUGAUAAAGCCCAAUAUUCGCAGUCUCCGGUUAAGUGGAAUCUUCCUCGAUUAUGGGGUAUGUCAGUUAUCUUAGGUAUAAUUUUAGCGAUUGGUAGUUGGAUUUGUGUCACUACUAUGUUUUUUCCAAAAGGAGGAAUAAUUCAGAAUUUUGGUUCCAUUGAUGGAGUUAUGUUUCUUCAGAUUUCCCUUACUGAAAAUUGGUUGAUAUUUAUAACGAGAGCUGUUGGUCCAUUCUGGUCAUCUUUGCCAUCUUGGCAGUUAGCAGGUGCUGUUUUUGUUGUAGAUAUUAUUGCAACAAUGUUUUGUUUAUUCGGUUGGUGGUCACAAAAUUGGAAUGAUAUAAUAACAGUUGUGAGAGUUUGGAUUUGGUCAUUUGGAGUAUUCUGUGUUCUAGGAGGUGUAUACCUCUUAAUAUCCGAGUCAAUAAUUUUUGAUAGGUUAAUGCACGGUAGAUCACUUCGAAGAAAGACAGCACCUACUAAAAUGUUAGAGGAUUUUGCGGUAGCGAUGAAAACAAUGUCUACACAACAUGAAAAGGAUGAAUAA
Maudiozyma saulgeensis is the source of this 2913-nucleotide messenger RNA. The record is from the annotation of a GenBank genome assembly. Lineage: Eukaryota; Fungi; Ascomycota; Saccharomycetes; Saccharomycetales; Saccharomycetaceae.